UCACCCUUGCCAAAAUAAAGUACAGCGGGACGCGCGAGACGCAUUUCCUGAGGUAAAUUACCUCACACAUCUUUAAAUCUAACGGCCCCUCAAUGCGCUCAACCGGAGAUACAGCCGUUCACACGCCUCCCCUCUCUCGGUAAAUAACUUCAUUCUACCAAAACCUGGUGCUGCUACUGAGGGAGAGAGAGACGGGAGACUUACAACUUUUUGGAUUUGAACAUUUCUCUUAACGUCUUUGGAUAUAACUUACUGGCCAUUACACACCAAGUGUGUCGUUUACUUGUCCUAUUUGGGAUAUACGCUCAAAUCUAGUGCCUAAUAACGACUGGUUUUGGUGCAGUUAACCUGAAGGUUGUGCAAAUAUAUCUGAAACCAGGCGAGGUUUGAAGCAUCAUGAGCCAGGCGGAUAUAUCGACGUGCUCGGCGCCUCAGAGAGUCUUCCAGGAGGCGGUGAAGAAAGGCAACACGAAGGAGCUCCAUUCACUGCUACAAAACAUGACCAACUGCGAGUUUAACGUCAACUCAUUCGGCCCCGAGGGACAGACGGCGCUCCAUCAGUCGGUCAUCGACGGGAAUUUGGAGCUGGUGAAACUGCUGGUGAAAUUUGGAGCUGAUAUUCGGCUUGCGAACCGAGAGGGCUGGAGCGCGUUACACAUCGCCGCUUUCGGGGGACAUCAAGACAUCGUGUUAUACCUCAUCACCAAGGCCAAGUACUCGUCCGGCGCGCGGUGAUCCGAUCCGAUCCGCUGGCAGGUAAAAACUCACGGAAAGACCGGGCUCGUUUCAUAUUCUUUGCCAAGUUGACAGACGACGGCGGCGAAGUUCCCUUAAACCAAAUGAGGGGUCGUUGGGGUGUAGCCUUUCGCUUUCACGUGAGGUCCAUCAGUAAAACUGAAACGUGCGUCGAUGUUUGACGUGCGUUGGUACUAUAGCUUUUUAUUGAAUGUUUAAGGCAUCAGAUCUGGACUGCGGGGCUUUUGACCUGUUGACCUGUCCGCCGCUGGAGAAAUCACGAUGGCACUUGAUGCUGUGGCUGAAUGCUGGAUUAUGUGAAAGGGAAUGAGGUGAACUCCAGAAUGAAGGCCAUCCUCUAUUUUGGCUAAACACUGUCUUUUUAAUACGAACCUUAAUGUCGUUUCAUCAAUCAAAUCACGUGGCAUGUGGCGGCAUUCGUGAUCAAUGCUGAAAUGUGUCACGGACAUAACAAUGACUUCUUCGUAAGUACUGUACACAUAGCUUUACUGUGUUGUGUUUUAUCAUUUCUGUAAAAGUAAGUUAGUCCAUUGCGCUCUACCUUCACCUAGCAGAUGGCUUUUACACAGCUUUCAGGCCAGUGCGACCCAUGUCUAUGUUUAACGUGUUACUAAAAACCGCUGCUUUCGCUUUUUUUGUAUCAAAACGUCAGGAAAGUCGCAUUUGGGACACACUUUAUAAUCUUCUCUUUCAGUAUUUUGUAUUAACACCCUGGUCAUCACUGUGAAUACAGGCUGGGUUUGUUUUUUAUUUAUGAAGGUACAGUGAGAUGAUGCAUUUAAAUUAUGUUGUGGUUAUUUUUAAGAAUAUAGCCUAUGUGUAAAAGUAUGUAGGGUUGACCUAAAGCUGCUUCGGACUCAUUACAGGCUAAACUGUCCCGUGUGGAGAUUGCGCGCCACGACCCCCACGUGUAGAACGCUUCAUUUUUUCCCGGGAAAAAAACGUCCCCGCUAACUUACUUUAAUUUCUGGUUCUCUGCAUCAGCUACCUCGACUUGAAAGUAUUCAACAAUAUCGGAUAUAUGCUUUCUUUCUCAAGCCUUCACUUUAACCGUUUUCAAUUACCACCGUGCUCGUAUAUUGGUCAACAAAAUUAAAUAGGUCCUAUUUUUGAAAUCUUCACUCGGGACGAGAACCAAAAUUAGAUCAAUUGGUUAUUCAAAACAUGGAUAUGAAUAUAUAUAUAUUUUUUCUCUUUUUAAUUCGUCAAGCAUGGUUGAGACAUUAUAAAUGUUAUCGCUUACUUGUGCAUUACUAUUUUUUGUUUCCGAUGUUAGUUACAAAAAGUGGAAUGCGCAUUGCAUGAAUAUUAAAUGCAGGGAGUUUUGUUGCACAUAAAUGUGGAGCCUUUUACGCCCCCUAGUGCCUGGUCGGGUAACUGCAGGAGCUGAGGCUUACCAAUAGUUACUACUGAGCAGGACUAUUCUGAACAUUAUUAUUAAGAAAACUAUGAUUUAUGUUUCAUGACUGUUGCAGGAUACAUGGACAGAUUCAUUCAAAAGCCUGCCUGCUGCCUUUAAGGGUCAUGGCACCUGAUGUUUAUUUCAAUGCUGCUUUUUUAUGUAUUUUUUUUUCUUUUUUGUUACAAUGGCCAACAGUGAGUGAAUGAGGAGAAAUAUCAGUCUUUUUUUUUGAGAAGCCCCAUGCGAAUAUGUGUGAGAGUCUGGUCAUGUAUGUGUUCAGUGCUGUGGGUCCAGACCCCAUCACUCAUCAUUACCUGGUUAUUAAACUGUUUAAAAAUAAAACAAAACAAUGUAACUAGGAACUCCUUGUACAGCUGGAGAUACAAAAGAUGUCAUUCUCGUGACCAGCUAAUAGUUUGGUAUAGACAGAAUAUGCAUCGCUUGUCUUAAACUUGAUAUUUUUACUCUUGUUGAAAAUAUUGCACUGAUGACUGUUGUUAAUUUGUUGACUUCAUGUCAACAUUUUAUUUUUUCUAAAUAGAAAAAAGGAACACAUCAAAAUACUAUUGUAUAAAAAAGCUCCAGGUUAUAUUGUGUGAGUGCGUUACGUUGUAUAACAUUAUGUUUGCAAAGAUGUUAAUAUCUCUGUGAUCGAGUGUAUGUGUAUACAUAUGGAUAUAUAUGGAUAUAUAUAUAUAGACGCUGUUAUCUCGGAGCACUUUCUUAUUUGAAGUGCUCUCCUCCUGAUGUUAGUAAAGGGGAAUAAUACUUGUGAUGGUAAGAUCAUUGUAACAAAAAUAAAUUGCACGAUGUAUAGUUGUUUUACCCCCCCUGUUUGUCAUAACAUUUAUGACAUGGGAGUUAAAUGACUGGAUAGGUGUAUAUGAAUGAGCGAGAGUUCUGAUAUAUAUAUAUAAAUAUAUUUUUCUCUGUUUUGUGGACCAAGUUAUCUUGCGUCUCAAGCGAACAAAAACGUUUUAUGUGUAAUGGAAUGCUCCUUUGUGUUGACUUUAGCUUUUCUUUAUUUUUGUUUGUGUGUCUAUUUUGUUCGUAUUUUUUGAACAUUUGUAACACUGUGAUUCAUGUGUGGUGAGAAAAUGAGUGCUGUAAUUUUUGUAUGGAUGUAUGUGUGUGUGUUCAUGCCAGUAAAGAAAUCAUUAAACCUUC
Misgurnus anguillicaudatus (oriental weatherfish) is the source of this 3325-nucleotide messenger RNA. The record is from RefSeq and is a predicted model, not a curated record. NCBI's taxonomy places the organism in Eukaryota, Metazoa, Chordata, Actinopteri, Cypriniformes, Cobitidae.